AUGGAGGAAGCGCAGCGGGUUGAUGAACCAGCGAGUGGGCCCGAUGACUUUGCCGGGGUGUCAGCUGCGAGCGACAAAUCACGACGGAGAAGAGGGAAGAGGAAAUAUCCGGAGAUACGGAAUUCAAGUGCCGAGGAGGAGCUGAAUACGUGCAGUUCAUCGACUGCUUUCGAGAGAAUGGAAGGCAAACGUCUCUUAUCGCCGUUUUGCGAUCUGCCUAAUGAACUUAUCAUCAUGAUCUGGUAA
Messenger RNA from Gongylonema pulchrum, 246 nucleotides. NCBI's taxonomy places the organism in Eukaryota, Metazoa, Nematoda, Chromadorea, Rhabditida, Gongylonematidae. The record is from the annotation of a GenBank genome assembly.